AUGCAGAACACCGACGGAGAUGACGAUGACGACUUCCAGAUCCCUCUUUCCUCUCAGCUUUCACUUCGCAGACCCCUUCAACCAACCAACCUUACCCUCUCUCACCGCCCUCCCAACAAGAAGCCUAGAUUAAGCCGUAAUCCGGGAAAGGAGAAUGUUGCUCCGGCUCCUGAAUCUAAAUCCGACGUAGUUCUUUCAUGUGGAAGUUUGUCGCUGGAUUCGGAUCUGUUCGGCUCGUCGUCUUCUUCUCCAGACUGUAGCUUAUUAGAUUGCAUCCCGUCGAGUGUUGAUUGCCCCGCAGGAGAUGCCGGUGAGCCAGUUCGUCCUCUCGCGGCGGAAACAGAAGACGGCCAAGUUUCUGCUGAUAAAGGGGACUGUUUUAAGGCGAAUCGUGAAGGGUAUUUCUGCAAUUCGAUGGAGGCUAGGUUAUUGAAGUCGAGAAUUCAUCUCAGUUCGAGUGUUGGAAUCAACGAGGAUGAAGAGGGGUUUGUUGAGUCCGAUUCUGAGCUUGACGUCUUGAUAAAGCUUUGCUCUGAGGGUAACAGUGGAGAGUGUAGUUUAGGAAAUGACGAUUCGAUUCAGUGCCCAUUGUGUUCAAUGGAUAUCUCAGCUUUGAGUGAGGAGCAGAGGCAACUUCACAGCAAUCAAUGUCUUGACAAGUCGCAUAAUCAUCAGGCUCCUGAGCAAGACUCACUUAGGAAAUGUGAGAAUUCAACUUCCUUAAUUGAAGAAUCUGUUGAUGAUCCAGUUCAGCUAGUGAAUGACAUGUCUCCAGUGCUUACAUGGCUAAAGAGCCUAGGUUUAGCUAAAUACGAAGAUGUUUUCAUUCGUGAAGAGAUUGACUGGGACACUCUUCAGUCACUCACCGAGGAGGAUCUUCUGAACAUAGGUAUAACGUCACUUGGUCCUAGAAAGAAGAUUGUGAAUGCACUUAGCACUCUUAGAGAAGAAGCAUGUGCAUCAAGUAGCCAUGUUACAGAGAGACAGAGGGAGAAGUCAACAAUUCGUAAGGCAAGUGAGCCUAGAAAACGAACCGCCAACAAGUUGAUUACAGAGUUUUUCCCUGGUCAGGCUACAGAUAGCACGAAGAUCCGAAAGUCCCCUAAAGAACCUGCUGCAGAAAAGAGUCCAUCAGAUUCAGGUUGUAGACGUGCUGUGAGAAGAAAUUGCAACAAUGGAAAAUCUAAAGUCACUCCACAGUGGAAUUGCAUCCCAGGGACACCUUUUCGAGUGGACGCAUUCAAGUACCUCACACGCGAUUGUUGCCAUUGGUUUCUUACACACUUUCAUCUUGAUCAUUAUCAAGGUCUGACGAAGUCGUUUAGUCAUGGGAAGAUAUACUGUUCUUUAGUUACUGCAAAGUUGGUGAACAUGAAGAUUGGGAUCCCUUGGGAGAAACUGCAAGUCUUGAACCUUGGCCAGAAGGUUAAUAUCGCGGGCACUGAUGUGACAUGCUUUGAUGCAAACCACUGCCCUGGUUCCAUCAUGAUACUCUUUGUACCAGCCAACGGUAAGGCUGUAUUACAUACGGGUGAUUUCCGAUAUAGUGAAGAGAUGUCAAAUUGGCUGAUGGGUUCUCCUAUAAGCUCUCUUAUCCUUGAUACUACGUACUGUAACCCCCAGUAUGACUUUCCAAAGCAAGAGGCGGUGAUACAGUUUGUUGUUGAGGCUAUUCAAGCAGAAGCCUUUAAUCCAAAGACCCUUUUCUUAAUUGGAAGUUACACCAUCGGAAAGGAGAGGCUGUUCUUGGAAGUUGCACGUGUUCUACGUGAAAAGAUAUACAUUAAUCCUUCGAAACUGAAACUCCUGGAAUGCUUGGGAUUCUCCAAGGAAGAUAUGCAGUUGUUUACAGUGAAGGAAGAGGAGAGCCACAUUCACGUCGUGCCCUUGUGGACCCUCGCCAGUUUCAAACGGCUCAAGCAUAUAGCUAACCGAUACACAAACCGAUACAGCCUUAUCGUUGCAUUCUCUCCCACUGGGUGGACAUCUGGCAAGACGAAAAAGAAGUCUCCAGGAAGAAGGUUACAACAGGGUACAAUAAUAAGGUACGAGGUUCCUUACAGUGAGCAUAGUAGCUUCGCGGAGCUGAAAGAGUUUGUGCAACAAGUGUCUCCUGAAGUGAUCAUACCGAGUGUUAACAACGAUGGACCUGACUCUGCAGCUGCAAUGGUGUCUAUGCUGGUUGCUUAG
Molecule: messenger RNA, 2190 nt
Organism: Microthlaspi erraticum
Lineage: Eukaryota; Viridiplantae; Streptophyta; Magnoliopsida; Brassicales; Brassicaceae
Source: the annotation of a GenBank genome assembly